UCUUUGGAAGUAUCAGGUACUAGCCUUUGCUGAAGAAAGGUUACCACCAAACUAGAUAGAAUUUAUUAGAUACUCAGUGGUCAUCUUUACAAUUUGAUAUGGUUCCCAGGAAGGACAUCUGAUGAUAUUUAAGAGACUUCCAACUAAGGAUUUUCCCAUUAAUAGGUUCUGCACAAAUAGAGAGCAAGAAUGAAGGAGCUAAUUAAAAUGAAGACUUACUUAACUUUUUAAUUUUAAAUGUUUUUCUUGUUUUCCCUCUUGUUCUUUACUUUGUAUCCAUGUUUUAUAAAUAUGAAAAGGUAUUUUUGUUUGGUGGUAUUAAACAAAUGAAACCAAGCCCCUGCCAACCCACAUAACUGUCAAUGUAUCAAUUAUAAAAUAAACAAAUAUGGUAAGAUAAAUAUUAUAAUGUUGUAAAAGCCUUGUGGAAUCCUCACAACAAACACCCCCUUUUAACACCAGGAAGAUGUCAAAACCACCGUUUGAUGGCAUCAGCAAGAAAUAAAGAUGAGGACACAGAAGAGAGAGAAAAUCAGAUGACUUAUGAAAGUCCCAGCCCUAAGCCACAAAGAUGCUCAAAUUAUGGUACCAUUUGCCUUAUGCUUUCCUCUUCUAUGAAACAUAUUUACACCUUCCUGGAAAUCCUAAUUCUGUGAUGUAUUGAGUCCUUCAACUGAAACCAGGGUGUACUGAUGGCUCUCAGUACUUCAUAAGGUGGGUUUGCACUGUUGCUCCAUGGCCUUGGUUCUGGAAAAUGUUUUAGCCAUCUCUCUAAACGUUGCACUUCCUUAAAAACUCAGCCUCCUAUUGUAAAAUUAAUAUAUUUAUGUGUUCUAAUUCAUAAUGAAGCAAUAUGUUAAAGGUUUUGUGAGGAGCAUAGACUCAUAGACUAAGGCCAGAAGGAGCCAUCAUAGAAUUGUAGGAUGGGAAGGGACCUUGAGAGGUGUUCUAGUCCAGUCCCCUGCAUGAUCAUGAUCACCUAGGCUGGCCUCCUGCAUGUUGCAGGCUACAGAAUCUCACCCACCUAUUCUUAUAGUAGGUCUGUAACCUCUUGCUGAUUUACUGGAGUCCCCAGGUCUUGAUUUAGAGACUGCAAGUUGCAGUGAAUCCAUUGUUUAUGCUAGUUCAAACCAGCAAGUGAUCUGUGUCUCAUGCUGCAGAGGAAUGCAAAAAUCCCCCAGGGUCUCUGAUCUGGUCCAUUCUGAUCUUUUUAGGGGGGAAAAUUCUUUGCAGUCCCUAAAUAUGACUAUUAGUUAGACCCUGAGCAUGUAGGCAAGCUGCGCCAGCCAGACACUUAGCAGAGAAUAUAUUAACUCGGAGCUCUCUCCCUAUAGUGUCCUAUCUCUGGCCAUUGGAAAUUUGUUACAUUUCUAUUGCUUCUGUUUUCAAGGUCUAAAUAUUCUUGUAUGAUAUUCUUGUCCUUGUCUGUAUUGGCAAUACCUCCCAACUUUGUGUCAUCCACAAAUGGCAUUCAUGCACACUCCCUUUUUGAGCCAAUGUCAUUAAUGAAAAUGUGAAAUAAGAUUGGUCCCAAGAUGGAUCCUGGAGGAGUUCCACUAGUAACCUUCCUCUAGCCUGACAGUUCACCUUUCAGCAUGAUCCAUCGUAGUUUCCCCUAUCACCAGUUCUUUACCCACCUCUUGAUUCUCGUAUUAAUCCCCAUCUUCUCCAAUUUAACUAAUAAUUUUCCAUGUGGAAUGGUACCAAAUGUCUUACUGAAAUCCAGGUAUAUUACAUCUACUGCAGUUCCUUUGCCUAGAAAAUUGGUUAUCUUCUCAAGGAAGAUCACUUUGGUCUGGCAUGAUCUACCUUUUGUAAUUCCAUGUUGUAUUUUAUCUUUAAUGUCCUUAACUACUUUAUCUUUCAAUAUUUGUUCUAAGACCUUGCAUUCUACUGAGGUCAAACUAACGGGCCUGUAGUUUCCCAGAUCACCUUUUUUCCCCUUUCUAAAGUAUAAGUACGUACUGUUGGAGAUUGAAGACCACUUUGAACAUUUACCUCUGGAGGAUGGAUCGUGAAGAUGCAUCAAAUAAAUGUCCUUGAUGUCAAACUUUGGACUAGGAAAAUGGAGAGCCUAGAUCUGUUGAGGAAUUGUUUGGUGUGCAAGUGGGAACUAAAGAGAAGAGAUCCCAGACUGCUGCCUUGUCUUCAUUCCUUUUGUAAGGACUGUCUUCCAGAUUUGAUUCAAGGAUACAAUUACACUCCCACUGAGCGUGAAGUUAUGUAUGAAGGUAUCCUCUCAUGUCCUGUGUGCAAACAGACGUGCUUCGCAGGGGAUGUAGUUGAAAAUUUCUUUCUCAAGGACUUUCCCACAGCAAAUCCAGCUAUGGCAAGGAGCUGUUUCAUGUGUAAUGAGAAGAGACCUGCUCACAGUCUGUGUACUAACUGCAAUAAGUGGCUGUGCAGCUCAUGUACAGAGGAACACAGACAUGACAAAGAAACUGGAGACCAUUUCCUGUCUGUUCCCCUGAAGGGCUCUUCAGGAACUGAAGGGGGAGCAAAUGAGUUUUCCUUGUUUUGCCCCAUACACUGUCAAGAGAGCCUUAAACUGUUUUGUGAGACCUGUGAUGUCCUUACUUGCCGCAACUGCCUUCUGACCGAACACAAGGAACACAGGUUCAUGCAUCUUGAAGAGGCUUUGCAGAAUCAGAGGGUUAUCCUAGAAAAUGUAACAGCCAAAGUGGAAGAGAGAAAAACUGGGAUGCAGGUCUCAGCUAAACAGCUUGAAGACAGGUUAUUUGAAGUAAAACAUUUGCACAGAAAAGUGGAAAAUCAGAUCAAAAUGGCCAAGAUGGUUUUGAUAAAUGAAAUCAAUAAACGAACAAACGCCCUUCUCGAGCAACUUGAGAAAAUUACCAGCGAGAGGAAACAGAAGUUGGAGCAACAACUUCAAGGCAUCAUGGUUUUAAACCGGCAGUUUGAACAUGUGCAGAACUUUAUCAACUGGGCAGUGUGCAGUAAAAACAGUAUUCCAUUCCUCUUCAGUAAGGAACUGAUUGUGUUUCAGAUACAGCAUUUGCUGGAGACAAACUGUAGCACAGAAGUAGGCCCUCCUUGGAAGAUCAGAUUCACUUGGGACCCUUCUUUCUGGACUAAACAAUUGUCCAAUUUAGGUAGCUUAACAAUGGAAGGUGGACACAUUCCUCAUUCAGAUGUCCCAACCUUUGGAAAUAUACAAGGAUUACAGACAUCAGUGUAUCAUGGACAACAUUCGCCAGCACCACAGCUUGAGGCUAUCAAUAACCAGUCACAUCAGUUUCCCCCUCCUGUUCAGUCUCCUACACCAGUGUGUUGCUCCCAUUGCCUCAACAUUCCUCACAUGAAUAAGAGUCAGCAUCUUCAGCACAAGAUGAGCCAUCAUCAUCAGCAUUUUAGACAUCCUCUUGAAAUGCAACAGCAGCUGCUACCGCAUUUUCUACUGCAAUACAACAUUCAGCAGCAUGAAAAAGAGCAGAGGGGCACACCUCAGCCUUUGAAAAUAAUGCAGCCUUGUCUACAGCAACCAUCCCAUUCAGAGCAGGAUAAUGUGUCUGUGAGGAUGGGAAAACAUUUGCAAGCUCAACAGCCACAGCAGACUCCACAUCCAGUUUACACGGUUCCCCCACAAGAUGUUCAUCAGGUUCAUACCAGUCAUGUGCAACAAUUGAACGCACAGCCUGCUUUGCAGACUCCAGCUGUGCAAGUGCAGCUUGGUCAUCUUCAGAAGCUGAAGCUUAACCACAUGCAGCAGCAACCACAGCCACUGCCUCCCACAUCCAGUCAGAAUGAAAACGCUCAUGAACAAGUCGUACAACAGAGUUUGGACAUAAUGCACCACCAGUUUGAACUGGAAGAAAUGAAAAAGGAUUUGGAGCUUCUCCUUCAGGCUCAAGGGCAACCAAGCUUGCAGCUGAAUCAAGCCAAACAGCCUCAGCCUGUUCAGCAAACCAUUGUUGGACAGAUAAACUACAUAGUGAGGCAACCAGCCCCAGUUCAGCAGCAAAUCCAAGAUGAAGUGCAACAAGUUUGUGAGGAUUCUGCUGAACUAGAAAGUGAAAAGCCAGGGCUUCCUCUUGAUAGAAAUGUUAUUCCACCUCCGUCACAACCAUUAGCUGAAGAAACCACUGUCAGCAGUCCCUCCUCAGAGAGCACCUUGCAACACCCCGCUUUGAAUCCAGUGAGGAAGCAUUCGGCUUCACGGAACAUUGUGGGCUUUUCAAACCCUUUAGAAAUGGAACAGUCUUCUACAAGGUUAUCUAGGUCGGUUGAUCCACAGAUGCAAGGUGUAUCUACUAUACCGCUCAACCAAUCCCAGAACAUGCUUCAUGCCUCUGAUGUUCAGCCAGAAUCUGUGCCUAGCUACAGUUUGGCAUUAGACAGAGCUACAAAUGACCUGAACCCUUGGACUACUGAUAACCUAGCAACAGAUGAUGUGCUCCUGGGAAACACUAAGUGCAAGCUGGAAAAUGAAGAUUUUAGUACCAUGAAUGACCCUCUUGAAUAUGACUCAGCCACUGCUGGACCGAAUACCAUUAAUGAAUUAGCUCUUCCUAUGCAAAAAAUGCUAGAAGAGCCUAUUAAUCUUUCAGUCAAGAAAUCGCAACAGUGUGCCUCUCCUUCUGCACCCAUCAGCAGUACUGCCUGCCUGCAGUUGACCAGUGUAAAACAACUUAGAAAUGAAGAAGAAUCCAUUAAUUAUGAAAAGGAAAAUAUUGAGAUGGAUGUAAAAAGUAAUCAGAACAUCAGAUCUUACACUAAAGAGCUGAAGAUCCCCUAUGUGCGAUUGGAACGCCUGAAAAUAUGUGCAUCAGAAUCUGGGGAGCUUCCAGUGUUCAAACUGCAGCCCCAGAAGGAUGACCAAGAUGAGACUUUCCUUCUGAUAAUUGAAUGUGGUACCCAGUCUUCAAGUAUGGCUAUAAAAGUCAAUCAAGAUAAUCCGCCUGAAGAACCGAUUCCCACAUAUGAAGAUAGGAAGUUCCCCAUCAGCCGCCCAGCAGGACAGGCACCGUCUACUUUUGUAGAUAUCCCUCCUGUUGAUCACAAGCUUAGCAAUGGGAAUGAUAUCCCCAGCAUGAAAAAAUCUCUGCUUGCUCAGGAAGCCAAUCUGAUUGAGAAUGAGGAUUUCUGUGCCGUUUGUCUGAAUGGAGGGGAACUGUUGUGUUGUGAUCACUGCCCCAAAGUGUUCCAUCUCUCAUGCCAUGUUCCAGCUCUGCUCAGCUUCCCAGUGGGAGAAUGGGUGUGUACACUCUGCCGUAACCUGUCAAAGCCCGAGGUGGAGUAUGACUGCGAAAACACACGCUACCGCCGUUGUAACAAAGGGGAGAGAGCACUGCAUGGCCUUGAUGACCUUGACCAGAAGAAAUGUGAAAAGUUGGUGCUUGCCCUGUUCUGCAGUAGCCUGAGCCUUCCAUUCCAUGAGCCUGUCAGUCCACUGGCUCGUCAUUAUUACCAGAUCAUCAAAAAGCCCAUGGACCUGUCAAUCAUGCGGAAAAAACUCCAAAAGAAGGACAAAUCACACUAUUCUGCACCAGAGGAACUGGUAGCCGAUGUGCGUCUCAUGUUCUGGAACUGUGCGAAGUUCAAUUAUCCAGAUUCAGAGGUUGCAGAGGCAGGACGAUGCCUGGAAGUGUUCUUUGAGGGCAAGCUGAAGGACAUUUAUUCAGACAAGCAUUUUCCUUCGAUGCAACAAGACGACUCUGAUUCUGAAGAAGUGGAAAGCGAGAAUAGUCAAAUGGCCCCCAAAGGGUUUCCAUGGCCAUCAUAUGGACAGGAGUGCAUUCAGCCUAAAAGGAGGCGACGCCAUGCUGAAAGUGAAAAAACUAAAAGAACGAUGUUUCAGCCAGCUAACAGCGUGCCUCAGGUGUGACCUGCCAGCGUUCUACUGGAUUUGCUAUGAGGAACCAAACACCUAGCAAAAUAACUGACAGAGUUAAGGUGUGUGGGAGGAAAACAAAGAAAACAUUUGGGUUGUUAACUAAAAACAUUUAUCAUCUGCUGACCACCAGCCUUACUCAAAGACUUGGGAGAUUUGGGCAUUUUUAAUCCAGUACUCUGCCUAUCUAAUUGCUUGUAUGUUUGCAGCAUUUACCCUGAAGUACUAAUGUUAUGGUGACAUAUAAUGAUGAUUAAUAAUAAAAGUAGGAUGUUAAUCAUCUAUAAUACUUCUGUACAAUCUCAUAAUCUAUUUAAUACAAUCCUUCAUUUUAUAGAGCACAGCUAACCAUGUAAUCUUGCAUCUGCAAUGCAAAUGUUGACCAUGAUGUAUGUUAAAUAUGGAGGCUAGUCACCAAAGACCAAAUCUGCAGUCUUAUUCAGCAAUUUCUCUGGGAACUCUGACUGAGUUAGGCUUGUAGGAUGUAAUUAUCUGGUUAGUGGUUUCGUUUGAAGCGGCACAUUCUCAUGAAAUCAUAAAACAGCAUGUGCUAAUAUUCAGGGCUGUGUGUGAACUAUUUCUGAGCGCACAAUGGAUGCUCAAUUUGCAAAGAGUCACUGCACAUGUAUCUAACUCAAUGCUUUUAUUGCAUCAGGGAUUCCUUGAGUAUCAAAGGCAGUAAAACCAAAUCCUGUUGUGUCCUCUGAAAUGUGCAGUGGAGUUUGCCAUGUUAAUGACAAAGCAAUUAUAUGGUUAUAGAAGUGCCUAUAAAAUAAAGUGGUAUCUCGUUGAUUUUCUGUUUGGUUACUUCUGGUUAACAACAAUGCCUUAAAAUGGUAUUAGCCAGUGUACACACAGAGCUUACAGGAGAAAUGAAAUUAUCACUAAUUCUUCAUUUUCUCAGAGUGCCCAAACAGUUGGCAGAACAAUUCCUAGGGCCAGAUUGUAGCCUUGCAAUUUCCCUGAGCAAGGUGCAGCAUGUAAUUGUGCUGGGCCGGUUCUGAAUGGUGACCCGGAGUCCAAAGGUCACAGGUUGCCUCCCUAGAGGAGAACUAAGCUGAACCAGACCUUAUGCUGGCCAGCACAUUGGGUGUGAGGGUGUGUGUCUUCCUCCUCCUUGCACUCCUGCCCACCUGUGGAAGUUAGGGCCACUAUCUGGCCCUAGGAGAGGAGAGGUGUUGCAAAUCCCACACCCAGUUGAUUUCAUUGAGCUAUAAUCCGUUUCCU
Messenger RNA from Dermochelys coriacea (leatherback sea turtle), 7078 nucleotides. RefSeq names its product tripartite motif containing 66 (gene TRIM66). The coding region runs from base 2021 to 5845 and encodes 1274 amino acids. Gene Ontology annotation, molecular function: protein binding; zinc ion binding. The record is from RefSeq and is a predicted model, not a curated record. The transcript has 22 exons. NCBI's taxonomy places the organism in Eukaryota, Metazoa, Chordata, Testudines, Dermochelyidae.